CUUGUCUCAUUCGAGUAGCCAGUUCGCUACCGAGAGGCAUUGACAAAGCGUGGUCUACAAUUGGCAUUUAAUUCGAUCGUCAUGGAGCCAUCAGAUGCUCUGCAUCUGGAUUUUGAAUCUGUCAGCCCACUUUCUACCGAAUUCAUGAUCUGACAACUCCGGGCCUCGGCAUUGGAAACAUCCCUCAAAAAUGGAUUACGUCAUUGCUCUUCAGUCGUUAGAUAUUAUCAUGCAAUUGUGCUGCCUCUAAAUUCAAUCUUGCUUUGCCCAACACUCAUCUAUCGACAACGAGGUCGCUGACAGUAAAGUGCUCACCAUGACUACAUAUAUUCCCGCGCUCACUCUGCCUGACGCGGUCUUUCUGAAGCCCGCCCUAUCCGUCUUGCUGCCCAUUGGCCUUGGCACAGCUGUUGGCUUCAGUGCCACUCAGACUCAGAAGACCUAUCUUGCUCUCAAGAAACCCUCGGUUCAACCUCCGCCAUGGCUGUUUGGUCCGGUCUGGACCGUCCUUUAUGGUCUCAUGGGUUAUGCCGCCUACCGAGUUGCGGACAUUGGUCUCUCUCCCUUCUCAUCCCCUGAGACUAUCGUGAACACUCGACGUGCAAUGACUCUCUACUCCAUUCAACUCGGCCUCAACCUUAUCUGGACUCCUCUCUUCUUCGGCUUGUAUCGCCCAAUCGAGGCGUCGGUUGAUAUUGUGACCCUGCUCGGCGUCAACGGCUACCUCACUUACCUCUACAGCUCCGUUGAUUCUGUUGCUGCGUGGAGUCAGGUUCCCUACCUCGGCUGGCUCAGCUUUGCCACGUACCUAUGCACUACCAUUGGUUAUUUGAACAACUGGGACUUGAAGACCAAGGAGGUUAAGGACGAGUAAGUCCAUCUUAUGAUGAAUGCAGUUCUUCAAAGUCAUGAGUUUUGGUCCACAAUGUACUUUUAUUUCCUGUCACACUAUGUCAUUUCAAAGCCAAAGUCGCUCUAUCCGUCUAAUACCAAAAGCAUC
This is a messenger RNA of Fusarium redolens, 1000 nucleotides long. Its product is annotated as TspO/MBR-related protein. The transcript is spliced from 3 exons. The record is from RefSeq and is a predicted model, not a curated record. Bases 317 to 874 code for a protein of 185 amino acids. Lineage: Eukaryota; Fungi; Ascomycota; Sordariomycetes; Hypocreales; Nectriaceae. Gene Ontology annotation, cellular component: mitochondrial outer membrane.